This is a messenger RNA of Psilocybe cubensis, 2484 nucleotides long. RefSeq lists its product as uncharacterized. The record is from RefSeq and is a predicted model, not a curated record. Gene Ontology annotation, molecular function: microtubule binding; GTPase activity; GTP binding. Bases 1 to 2484 code for a protein of 827 amino acids. Gene Ontology annotation, cellular component: microtubule; membrane; cytoplasm. Lineage: Eukaryota; Fungi; Basidiomycota; Agaricomycetes; Agaricales; Agrocybaceae. The transcript is spliced from 10 exons.
AUGCAACCCAUCAUCCCCCAAUCACCCUCGUUUCACUCUGUCUCUGAAGAGAUGGAAGAAGAUGAAUCAACUGGUAUUGGUUUAUCGGACUCAAGUCUCAACUACGCGGUGCGCAGGAUGUUUGAGGUUAUGAAAAAGCUACACAACACAGGUGUGCAGAUAGAUAUCGAUCUCCCACAAAUUGCAGUCAUCGGAAAUCAAAGUGCCGGAAAAUCGUCUCUCAUCGAAGCUGUCUCUGGAAUAACCCUUCCACGCGCGUCGGGUACAUGCACGCGCUGCCCUACCGAGUGCCACCUCACUCGAACAGACGAGAAGUGGCAAUGUGUCGUAUCUUUAAGACUAACUACAGACGUCAACGGCAAUCCAUUGGGCCAAGCAAAGAACGUCCGGUUUGGUGAUGUUAUUUACGACAAAUCCGAGGUUGAGGAUCGUAUUCGCCGCGCGCAGCGCGCCAUCUUGAACCCAAACAUAAACAGUGAAAAAUUCCUCCUUGAUGACGAUCCCACAGUAAAAGGGUUGCUUCAUAAUCAACUGUCUUUCUCUCUUAAUUGUAUCACGCUCUCAAUCAGUGGACCUGAUGUUGCGGACCUUUCAUUUUGCGAUCUGCCAGGUUUAAUCGCAAGUGUUGGCAAUGGCGGCAAUGUCGCCUCGAUUGCUCUCGUCAACAAGAUGGUGGAGACUUACAUCGAGAAACCAAGCUGUAUCAUUCUUUUAACUGUAGCAUGCGAAACCGACUUCGAAAACCAAGGAGCCCAUAGUUUGGCCAAAAAACAUGACCCAGAAGGAAAACGCACUAUUGGUGUUCUUACCAAGCCGGAUCGCAUACCCCAGGGAGAAGAAUCCUCAUGGAUCCCAUUUAUUCGCGAUGAGAAGGAGCCACUGGAGAACAACUGGUUCUGCGUCAAACUUCCUUCUUCUCAUGAGCUCCGCAUGGAACUAUCGUGGGCGGAGACCAGGCGUUUGGAGGAAGAUUUUUUCGUCAAGAAAUCUUCUCCUUGGGCUGAGGUCGAAGAACCAUAUCGCAAAUAUCUCGGAACCACCAAUUUGGUGGAGAGGUUGAGCACUGUGCUUUCGGAUCUCAUUUCAACGCGAGUUCCUCAAAUUCAAGAUGAACUCGAACGAUCUAUCGCGAACACCCGCGAACAGAUCUCUCGUCUCCCACCUCCACCCUCCGCUGAUCCUCGUUCGGAGAUUCUAAAUCUCCUUCACACAUUUGUGCAGAAUGUAACCCAGCAUGUCAAAGGUGUCCCCGAAUUGGCUGGCUCGAAUUCGUUGACUGGCCUUAUUCAGUCAAUCCGACCAGAACAACACAAGUUCAAAAGAAGCAUCCGGGGGACCGCUCCUGAAUUCUGGCCUUUUGAGAAAGGCACCACCAACCCUGGCAGACUGCUCCAUGCACAUUUCCUUCUUUCCGAAGAAGGGGAUGAGUUUAUGGAACCAUCUUUCGCGAGAAACAGUUUGCCUACGAAAAUAUACAUUGAUGAGGUGUCUGCUCAGAUACCAAAGGCAAUCACCAGAGAGUUACCUGGUCAUGUUCCUUACAACAUCAUUGAAGAAUACAUUCGCACUUUUAUCAAGCAGUGGGAUGUACCAUCGGAAGCUCUGAUCAAGGCCGUUCAUGAUAUCAUCGUGAAACACCUGAAGCAGAUGGUCCAUGAUCAUUUCUGGCAGUUUGGCCAUGGGAAACUGGAGCAGCAAGUGCGGGCUAUUGUUCAGGGGCAUAUAAGUGCUUGCCUUGCAAGGGCUGAGGCUGGUGUCAAAUACCAGUGGAGGCUUGAGCAAAAUUGCCCCUUUACCCUGAGUCCCCACCACCUGACUGAUUAUAAGAAGAAAUUUCUUGCACUUUACCAAUCUGCCCAUGAAGAACAACGCAAGGCAAAGAAAGACGGUCCUUCGGUGACAUCACCUCCGCACCCCUUCACAACCCCUAAUUCCUUUGCCUUCAAUAAUACAAAUGUCAAACAAGAUACUUGGACAAAGUCGGCGACCGGGACUACCUCGGCGGCCCCAGGAUUCACUCCUGCCACACCUACAUUUUCUUCUGCUCCAACCUCCGGCAACUUCAAACCUACUGGCGAAAAACUUGCUUUCAACUUUCCACCUAAUGCGUCUGGUUUCUCUACCUCGUCGUCGUCGUCUACUCCUGUUCAGGAUAAUUCAACAACAGGAAAUGACCCUUCUUCUGAUCCUAUGGAACCUGCUCUUGUCAUUAUGGCCAACGUUCGGGCCUAUUUCCAAGUUGCAUACAAACGCUUUAUCGACAACGUUUCUUCUGCCAUAGACUUGGAGCUCGUAACUGGUCUCGCGGAAGACCUUUGGCCUACUCUCGUCUCGCAACUUUGCAUCAAUGGUCCCAAUGGCGAUAAAAUUUGUAAAGAAUUUGCACAAGAAAGCCCGAAGAUCGCCAAUCGUCGACUCGAACUCACGAAGAAACUAGAGCGGCUUGAGGCGGGCCACAACGAGUUAUUCGCUGCAUUUGUGUGA